GUCUCUCUGGGCUCCAGCCUCUCAGCCUCUCAGUUGGUGGCAUCUGCAGAGACCAACUUUCCAAAUACUGCGAAAGGCCUGCUUAAGUGGGCACGUAGGAAACAUGGAGGGGUCACUUCAUUGGCUGAGUAUCGUGGAGUUAAUACAAUCUACACACGCCUGGGGUCUGGUGGGACUGCCCAGGCAACUUGCAAAUUGCGUAGGAAUUUCCUAACGCCCAAGCACUUUGCCUCUGAGCGCCAGCUGCAGCCCCUAAGAAUCUGCCAGAAUCCUGACCCUCCUCAAGAUCUUGAAGUUCACAUUGUCCUUUCCAAAGGUGUUGCCCCCAGGUACACACUCGCACCUUGCUCAGAGGGUCUAACAUUGAUGGGUGUCUGGAAAUAACGCAGCAAAGCCAUUUAUAUUUAGAAGAGGCUGGACUCUCAUGGAAAGCUGACGUUGUUCUUUGGAGUUGGAUGGGGAAUGGAAAAGGAUGCGGAAUAAACAGGCCUAUGAUAAACUGCAUCAAAAUGGCUUAUCUCAAAGUAUCUAAAAAUGAAAUAAAAAGCACAAAUAUUGGGAAGUGGCUUGCAAAUGUAAUUCACU
Molecule: messenger RNA, 585 nt
Organism: Thamnophis sirtalis
Lineage: Eukaryota; Metazoa; Chordata; Lepidosauria; Squamata; Natricidae
Source: RefSeq, a predicted model, not a curated record